Molecule: messenger RNA, 348 nt
Organism: Penicillium waksmanii
Lineage: Eukaryota; Fungi; Ascomycota; Eurotiomycetes; Eurotiales; Aspergillaceae
Product: response regulator
Exons: 1
Coding region: 1-348 (115 amino acids)
Biological process (GO): cellular hyperosmotic response; phosphorelay signal transduction system
Molecular function (GO): protein histidine kinase activity
Source: RefSeq, a predicted model, not a curated record
AUGCUGGAAAAGCACCGACAGAAAGUGACAGUCGUCCCAAAUGGACUGCAGGCUGUAGAAAAGGUCAAGCGCUACCAAUACGAUGUUAUCCUCAUGGACGUCCAGAUGCCAGUGAUGGGUGGCUUCGAGGCAGCGAGCAAAAUCAGACAGUAUGAAAAAGUCAACAGCUUGCCGCGCACACCUAUCGUAGCUCUCACUGCACACGCGAUGCUUGGAGAUCGGGAUAGAUGCAUCGCAGCCUGCAUGGAUGAUUAUUUGUCGAAGCCCCUAGAUUCAAACAAAAUGAUGCGGACGAUCGAGAAGUGUUCUGCUAUAAACAUUUCGUCCUUGUCGACCGGUUCGUCGUAG